Molecule: messenger RNA, 1353 nt
Organism: Misgurnus anguillicaudatus (oriental weatherfish)
Lineage: Eukaryota; Metazoa; Chordata; Actinopteri; Cypriniformes; Cobitidae
Gene: ubald1b
Product: UBA-like domain containing 1b
Molecular function (GO): protein binding
Source: RefSeq, a predicted model, not a curated record
UUCUGGUCCAACAGGGGGCGCCAAGAAGAAGUCAACGAGUUCACUCAGCCACAACAUUAUUUGGGUUUCAAUCGACAAGUUGAUGUUUGGAUCGUCGUGUUUAAGGGCUGAUAGCUGAAACUUUGAACUCACGCAAUUAUUUUGUUUUCUAGACGGAAUAUGGAGGAAUUAAGACAUCAGGUUAUGAUAAAUCAGUUUGUUCUUACAGCCGGAUGUGCGGCAGAUCAAGCAAAGCAACUUUUACAAGCUUCACAUUGGCAGUUUGAGACUGCGCUCAGUACAUUUUUCCAAGAAGCCAAUAUUCCUUACAGCCAUCAGAUGAUGUGCACUCCAGCCAACACACCGGCGACGCCUCCCAACUUCCCAGAUGCCUUAGCCAUGUUUUCCCGCCUAAAAGCCUCCGAAAGCUUCAGCAACGGUAGUCCUAUUGCUUCAAUGGCCACGUCACCGGCUCCUCACGUCAGCUGGGCUAUGAGCCCUCCAGCGAUGCCUGGACACCAGGGACGGUGGACCUCAGGUCAGCUUCCAGCACAGACGGCAUCACCCGGCUGGCCAGCAGCUGUAACUCAACAAGCCUCCGCCGAGCAUGCCAGCAUUGUCAUGGAGGCCGAAAGAUAAAAACUGUUUAGCUAACCAUCACAGCUUACAGGAACAGGAGGACGGUCCUUCCUCUUGAUGAUUUUGGGCAGUUGAUGUAAAACGCUGUGCUGAGAGCACAGGGUGAAAAUGGGAGAUUCAUGGCAGCACUGAUGAUGGAGCAGCUUACGCUCGCUCUUCUGAAGAUACGGGAGAUCAGAGACUCUUACGGUUAUAUUUUCUGCAGAUUACCAAAAACAUGGGCGCAAGAUGAUAUGUAAUUAUGUAGCAUAUUCAAGGAUAACCUCAGACCAAAGAAUGUGUUACUGAAUCAUAUUUUCAGCAGUCGAUUAAUGGCUAAUCUUUUACAACAUGUUGCACCGUAUACUACAGUGACUUAAUGGAGAGAAUUACUACAAUGAUUUUCUGGCUAUUUUUGUAAUGAUUGAUUUCUUACUGGUUCUCAGUAGUGCCCAAAAAUGAAUUGGCUAAGGAUUAGGAAGAAUUUUUAUGUCCAGAAGUAUUUCUACAUGUGGCCUUUACCUCUGAAUACUGAAUUUUGUUUCAGACAUGGUCAGCAGCACUUAAACAUUUGUUUGUUUUAUCAUGAAUCCCUAUUUUAUUAUACAGAAACAAUGUUUUUUGCUUGUUUCUCACAGAUCAUCUCCCUGUUUAACUGUCUUUAUACUGCCUCCACAAUAUUUGUGGAUUAUGUGAUGGUUUAUCAUUUCCUAAUUGAUGUGUUUAUAAUAAAUAUUGUAUAUAUAUUGGAAAAAA